AUGCAGCUCCACAGACUUUGCAAACCAAAGGACAGACAAAAUAUUGUUAAAACAGUUCCACAGGAAGUGCUUUAUCUUACCUUUGAUUUUUUGGCCCCAACUCCUCUUUUUGACAAUUUUCAAAAGGAAACUUUGGCUAUGCUCAGGUAUACCAGCAGUUAUCAUGGGCCGUCCAGUGCUUCUCGUUGUUCUGCACGAACUCGUUCCACCUUUUUGUCUGCUCCGUUCAACGCUCAUCAUUGGACUCCACAAGCGACUUCCAACGUGCCUCGUUCUGCUCUGUGUAGGUCGUCCAACGGGCAUCAUUGUGCUCUAUUUAUGACUCGAGCCGCACAUUGUGGGACGACACCUCGGAGUGGAUUGCUCGCAGCUGCUCGUCAUUCCGAGCCCGGUACUCAGAAAACCACACGGGAGCCCGCUGGGAAGAUGCACUCGACUGCUCAUCCAUUGCCGAAGGAGGCUGAUAAGUGUCGUGCUCGGGUUGUGCGUUGGCUUCUAAGUCCUCUCCGUCUACAUCAUGAGAGGCCUCUGGAGCUGGACCGAUCGAUGUACCGGCUGCCGGCUGGGAUUGGUCGUCCGAUAGGGAUAGGCCUUGUAGCUAUUCCGCUGGGUGACUGGUUUCGGAGUGGUGUCAUCUAUAAGGAAGCUGGCGUGAUAGAGGUCUUUCUGGGAAAUCCAUUUGGCAAGGAUUUUGGGUUCGUCAAUCUGAACCCCAAAGUACUCAACCAACAUUGA
Striga asiatica is the source of this 735-nucleotide messenger RNA. The record is from the annotation of a GenBank genome assembly. NCBI's taxonomy places the organism in Eukaryota, Viridiplantae, Streptophyta, Magnoliopsida, Lamiales, Orobanchaceae.